UAAAAUAACACAUUGAUAUAACUGUAAUCACUCGUAACUGUAAUCUUUUUACUCGGUGGAGAAAGUAAAUAAACAAACAUUGUGGAAUUCGUUGAUAUUUUUUAAUAUAUCUAUUUUAUAAUGCCUUAUUUAUUAGGUACCAAUGCUAUUCGUAGAACCAUACGAUAUCUUGAACAAGGAAAAUUAAUAUUUAGGCAAAAUGUAAAAGUUAUGACUGUCAGCUAUAAUGAUAAAGGUGAUUAUCAUCAAGGUGCAAGGGACCUUGUCCAUUGGAAUCUUUGUCAAAUUCAGUACAGAAAUCCCACCGUGCAAGUUUUGUUUUUGAAAAAUUUGUUUCCUACACCCUUUAUAAGAUGUUGGCUUGAUACUGGUGAAGAUGUUAUUAUGGAUGUUUUUAAUAAGACAAAUGUUGAAAUAAUUGAUCAUCUCAUCAAGAUAUUGGGACAACCUGAUGUAAAAGAAGAACAAAAAGAAAAACUAGCAUAUGAAAAUCUUGCAAAGUUUGGAAGUGGCUAUCCUAGACAUUGUAUGUGUGAAGUUCCUGGUCAAUUACCUUGUCCUGUCACUGUUCAACUUCCUGAGGAAAUGACAGGCAAAUAUAAAUCUGAACAUAAUUUAUGGCCCAAGCCAGGACUUCAUAAAGAUUAGUUUAUCUUUAAUUAUUUUCCUUGUAAAUAUCAUUAGCAUUUUGGCCUGAAAAUGUAAACCUUUAGGUGAUAAAUAAAAUUGUUGUUUUUUAUUUCUUAA
Parasteatoda tepidariorum (common house spider) is the source of this 747-nucleotide messenger RNA. It is a transcript of the gene mRpS25, whose product is annotated as mitochondrial ribosomal protein S25. Lineage: Eukaryota; Metazoa; Arthropoda; Arachnida; Araneae; Theridiidae. Gene Ontology annotation, cellular component: mitochondrion. Gene Ontology annotation, molecular function: structural constituent of ribosome. The record is from RefSeq and is a predicted model, not a curated record.